AUGUUCACCGAUUCCGCCGCGCACACUUCACUCGCAUUUGAAGAUGCCCUCCCCGAUGAACCGCAUGCCACCGUCAAGCGGCGUGAGAUCUGUCAACCCUUUCAACACGGGAAGUGUCGGCAUGGUACGGCCUGCCCGGAGCGUCAUGUCAUCUCACAGUUCAAGACGAUGCGUCUGGAGGUGUGUAAACAUUGGCUUCGUGGUGCCUGCGUCAAUGGUGAAAAUUGUCUGUACCUGCAUGAAUAUGACGACCGGUAUGUGCCGUUGUGUGCCUUCUAUCAACGCCUAGGAGAAUGCACGAACCCGGAGUGUCCUUUUCAGCAUGUCAUACAGGUGGAGAAACAACCGGAAUGUGCCGCCUACCGCCGUGGAUUCUGUCCACUUGGACCAAAAUGUCAUCUCCGGCAUGUUUUUCGUCCAUCCUGUCCAUUCUACAUGGCAGGGUUUUGUCCGCUCGGACCCAAGUGUACUAUGGGGCAUCCUGUCCAAGAGUUAUAUAACCGUAAUAGCGUGUCUGAGCGUCUUCGACAACGCAUGCUUAUUGAACGUGUGGAUGACCCAACAUUUAACAAAAAUGCAACAUGUUAUCGCUGCUUUGAUCCUGGCCACUUGUCACCCAACUGUCCAGGUGUGCAGAGUGGCCUCCUCCGACGGAUGCUCAUGGCAGUACAGGAGCCGGGAGAACAACUUUACUUCCAGAGCGAUGGGCGGUCAGCACGAAAAUGUUGUUUUUUUUGUGGAGAUGAGAGCCAUGAGGUGCGGGAUUGCCCAAAGAAACCAAAGAAUCAUCAAUGGCACACUCACAGACGUGCAUAA
Trypanosoma cruzi is the source of this 816-nucleotide messenger RNA. Its product is annotated as cleavage and polyadenylation specificity factor 30 kDa subunit, putative. Bases 1 to 816 code for a protein of 271 amino acids. The transcript has a single exon. Gene Ontology annotation, molecular function: RNA binding; zinc ion binding. The record is from RefSeq and is a predicted model, not a curated record. NCBI's taxonomy places the organism in Eukaryota, Euglenozoa, Kinetoplastea, Trypanosomatida, Trypanosomatidae.